This is a messenger RNA of Magallana angulata, 4976 nucleotides long. Its product is annotated as semaphorin-1A-like. Gene Ontology annotation, molecular function: semaphorin receptor binding; chemorepellent activity. Lineage: Eukaryota; Metazoa; Mollusca; Bivalvia; Ostreida; Ostreidae. The record is from RefSeq and is a predicted model, not a curated record. Bases 577 to 2889 code for a protein of 770 amino acids. Gene Ontology annotation, biological process: positive regulation of cell migration; semaphorin-plexin signaling pathway; neural crest cell migration. The transcript has 17 exons.
AUUUAACCAAUCACAGCUUACAACUCUAAAAACAAGAUUACUAUGAAGAACACAGCAGAGUGAAGUUGCUUGACUGUAGUAUACACGUAUUUUGUUGGAUCUGAUGUACAUGUGGAACUGUUUUCUAGUAGAAAAGUGAUUGUUUACAUUUAUUUACAUUCAGAGGAAGUUGAAUUGAGUAGAGGAUUGGAAAAAUUAAUCACCUGUGCUAGAUCUGAUUUUUUUUUCAAGCUUGUUGAACAUAAUAUUGAGAGAACAGUGUUUAACACUAGAUUAUGGACCCAAUGCUGUUUUGUACUAACUAAAGGUGUUUUGUUUUGUUGGAGAAUAGUGCUGAAUUUCUCACGAGGGUGUUAAACAGCUAGGCCUUCUUGUCCAACUGCCCAGCAGUGAUUUCACUUUCUUGAAUAGUGUCAAAACACAAGUUCAGCUAAUUACUGGAGUAAUUAAGACAAACAACAAGAUCAAAGGAUUUAGAAGUAAUUACUACAAUACCUGCAGGGGUCUUGUUUGACAUCCUCAGGUAAACAGUGAACAGUACCAGAGAAAAACUUUUAAUAUUUAUUUUUAUACAGUAUGGAACGAAAUAAAUUUGCUGUGAUGAAGAUUCAGUGUGUACUGGCCACCAUUCUACUGCUGGUCCAGAAGAGUCUCACCUGGCAGGUAGACCUCAGAGCAAACCUCCAUUUGGAUUUUUCAGAUUUGCAUGGAGUGCAGGUUUACCAAGGCGAGAGCGGUAACAACCCCCAUUAUAAACUGAUCGAAGCGGAGAAAGAGUCCAUGUUACUUGGAGCGAGAAACAAGAUGUACAACAUCAGUAUGGCAACUCUGGAGGAAAAUGUUCUAGAGAGAAUUGAAUGGGAACCCAGAGAUUUUGAUAAGAAAGUGUGCCUUACCAAAAUGAAAACAGAGGAAGAAUGUCAAAAUCAUAUCAGGGUCAUUGGCAAGAAACCAUCUGGGGAAUUAUUCGUGUGUGGCACCAAUGCAUUCAAGCCAAAGUGUCGCUCCUAUGUCAAGAGUGAGGAGAUGACCUACGUAAUGAGCGGAGAAGAAAAGGGGGUGGGUCAAUGCGCUUUUGAUCCCCGCCACAAUAGUACCUAUGUGUUCUCAGAUGGCAAGCUGUUUUCUGCAACUGUGUCCGAUUUCUCCGAACGUGACCCACUUAUUUUCAGCACCAGUAAUGGCCCCUCUGGUCUUCGAACUGAACAACAUGACUCAAAAUGGCUCAACGAUCCCAACUUUGUGGGCUCCUUUGACAUCAAGGAUAAAAUAUACUUCUUCUUUCGAGAGACUGCAGUGGAACAUAUUAACUGUGGAAAGACUGUUUUCUCAAGAGUAGCCAGAAUUUGUAAGAAUGACAGAGGAGGCCAGAUCAUGAUGAAAAGCAUCUGGACGUCAUUCUUCAAGGCCAGAUUAAACUGCAGCAUACCUGGGGAAUAUCCUUUCUACCUGGAUGAAAUUCAAUCUACGUCAGAGAUGGGUCAAGGCAACUACAUGUCAACCGACAGAAGUGAUAACAGGACAGACAUGUUUUAUGCAGUUUUCCGUACUCCCUCUAACAGCAUCCAGGGAUCAGCAGUCUGUGCCUUCAAACUGGCCGAUAUUGAGAAGACAUUCAUGGGGAAGUUCAAGGGACAAGAGUCCACCUAUCAUAACUGGCUUCCCAUUUCGCACCCCAACCCUGACCGAAACCCCCACCCCAGCAUUUGUGUCAAUGACUCCUAUCAGAUCUCGGAACCCAUGCUGAACUUUAUCAAAUCACACACCUUGAUGGACCCAGCUGUCCCCAGUGCUGGAGGAAGUCCCCUCAUAGUUCUACCCACUUUUAAAGGCAGGAUGACCCAAAUUGCUGUUGAUUGGCAGGUCCAUGCUGGCGAUGGCAGAUACUAUGAUGUCAUUUUCGUUGGAACUGAUGAUGGUCGGGUUCUCAAGGUGGUCAAUAAAGGUCAAGGGUCAAAGGUGGAGACAGUGGUCAUUGAGGACAUCAAGGUAUUCCCCGAUGGGUACGCCGUUACUGGUCUGAAGAUCUAUAGAGCCAAUGGGAAAGAGAAACUCAUCGUGAUCUCCAAAGAAAAGGUCAUCUCUGUCCCGCUGCAUCAAUGCGAACACCAAGAGUCGUGCAGGUCAUGUGUAAGGCUCCAGGAUCCUUACUGUUCUUGGGUCGAUGACAAAUGUGCAGCGAGUGAUAGAGGAAUUCAAAGUAUACUGACUGGCGCCCAUAGUGGCUGUGGACCAGAAGAAAAAUCUACGCUCUCACCUUCAACUACAUCCAAACCCAAGGAGGUCUCGAACACUGAGAAACCUCAGUGCAACUGUCAAUGUCCCAACAACAUUGAAAACGUUCUCCCUGGAGUCCACACCACCAAAAAACCAGAUCCACCACCACAAGUGGAGGAGGAUGAGUUAGAUAUCGAUAUGUCGGACUUCUUGGAAAGAAAACCCAACCUAAAGAAAAUUGAACUUUUUCAAAGGUUGGACGUGAACAACCAGAAUAAAGAUUCUGAAUUAAAACCAUCUUCACAGGAAGUCAGAAGUUCGCCGGAGUCAUCGUUAUCUGUUGCAGAGACUGCAAUCGCCAUCGUAGUGUCCAUAGUUUUGUCGUCGAUAUUGUCCUUUUUAGCCGGAUACUGGGUCCGAUCUUGUCGAAGUGAACCACAAGAGAACCAGCUAACGAAUGAAGAAAUUUAUGGUUCCUUGCAAAAGAACCACAAUAAACUCAAAGACAAUGAGCCACGCUAUGUGAAUCAUGCUCAACUCGAGCGAAACAAUUCUCAGAAGCAACUCAAUCUUAUAGUGACAAAUAUCCAAAAGGGCUCCAAUUUACCCAAUGGUGGCGCGUUGCAGAAGCCAGUUUUGAACAUUCCUGUACCCGAUAAAACCUAUGUGUAGUUACCAGAGAGGUCAUUAGGAAAAUAUUUUAUUUUAAAUAUUGUUGCACACAUAGUGCUGUGAUAUCGUGAUGACCAAAACACUCCGCCAACCCAAUGGCAGAACUUCCUGUCGCGACCAAAGUGAGGCUUGGCCCCAUUUCCUGGUUGUCACAAAGAAUGAAGGACUAGAAGCCACUCGCUGGCUGACAGAGACAUUCCAUGAACUGUAGGACGUACCCCCCUACUUAAUUUAUACUGCCAAAAACUAAACUAUGUUAUUAUAACAUUUUUGUGAUAGUGCUAAAAUGUAUACAGAUGUUGUAUAUAUUUGUAAAUGUGUGUAUAUAUAGAGAGACACUGAAACGGAAACAUUUCAGUAUAAAUUAGUUACUGUUUGGUAAUGAUCGAGUUGCCAAAAAUGUUAGAAAAGAAAAAAAUUUCACUGGUGCUUGUUAUUCACUGUAAAGGGCAAAAACUACUUAGAACAAAGAAAGAAAGGAAGAGUGUUCACUUGAUAUUUCUGAGCAAAGCCACUUGCUAAGACUCUAAGGCAUACAAAUUUUGCCCAGGGCAAGGUCCAAACUCGGGGCUGGAUUCUGAGAAUUAGGACCAGAGGAGGAAUUAAGUGACAAUUUUUGGGGUUGAUUUUUUGAAGUGACCUGGUGUGCUGUAAAUAUUGCAUUGUCGUUUAGAAAACAAAAAAGAAUGUUGACAACGAAUCAAAAACAAUGAUGAACAGAUGUUUGGUUUUUUUUUCUGUGUUCAAACUAACAGACAAACGGUUAGAAGAUGUACUUAAUGCUCACUAUACGACACCAGCUGCUGAAGGGUUGAACUUGUGUAAAUAUUGUUAAUCAUGAUGAUCUCAUUUUUUCCCCUUUCUUAAGGCCAGUGUAUUCUUGUGGUGACCUAGGGGUGGGGGAGGGGUAGGGGGUGUGAAAAGUGAAAAUUAAAAUUGCUCGAUAUUUGUACUUAACUCAAGCAUUAUGAUUUAAAAGAAAGCAAAAAAGACAUGGUUUGGGUAGUAAUGAAUUGAACUCUUUGAAUAUGUGCUGGUAGUAAUUUAUGUGUAAGGUCAACCACUCGAACAAAACACUGCCCCAUCUAUGAAUAAUCUUUUUGUUAGUUAAACAAAUCAGUAUUCAUAUAAUGAUAUAGAUUUAUACAUGUACAUGUUGCAUAUGUUGCAUUUAUUCUAUUUUCCCACCUGAAUGUGUAUUACCAUCUCAGAUUUAUUAUUUGCAAAGCUGUGAAAUUAUGCUGUUAAUAUCUUCAUCUUGUCAUUUGAAAAUUAUAUUCUGAUGGCUGUUAUUAUAUUAUAAUUGAUAUUUAGAUUUCUUAUUUUAGAUUCACCUUUAUAUAAAGCUGGAUAGAUUUUUAAACAUAAUUUAUUUGUAUUGAGUAUGAAUUUUUACUUUGGAUUAUUGAAAGAUUUAUUUUAAAUGGAACUAUUUCUUUUUACCUCAAAUAUUUUUUUUAUCAUUUAGAAAUUGUUUAAAUUCGAAACAACUUUUCUAACCAAAGUUAUACCAAAACAAUAUUUAUGAUUGAAUUCGUAAAUUAGAUCAUAAUGAAUAGGACAAAAGACAAUAGAAAAACCAAAGCUAUUAAAUUUUCAUUCUCUGAAUUUGAGGAAGGUGAAUUUAAUUAAUUCCUUCUGGUCAGUUGGAGAAAGUUUGUACCCAUUGUAGUUUUAAUAGCAUAAUAUCAAGCUCCUUGUAUUAGAGUUUCUCUAUUUUUGGAAUAUUUUAUGUAGUAUUUACUGGUUAUAUUUUUAGGGGUUUUUUUCGAGGUACAAUCUUUUUCAACUGAUCACAAGAUUUUUUUUUUCAAUUUAUAUACCAGCAUCUUCAUGCUUGUAUUCAGUAAUCAAAACUAUAAUAUUAAUUAAUAUAUAAAGUAUAAAUAUAUGGACAUAUACAUGUAUAAGUUUGUUUAUACACACUUCCUGAAUUAAUGUUUUUUAUCACCAUUUGUUUGAAAAAAAUGAAUAUGAAAUUUAUGCUCAUAAUGACACACGUGUAUAUAAAUACAUUUUAUAAAACAUUUGGUAAAAAUUACAUAUUGAAAAAAAAUAUAUAUAAUAAAACAUGAAUAAAAAACUAA